Dracunculus medinensis (Guinea worm) is the source of this 441-nucleotide messenger RNA. Lineage: Eukaryota; Metazoa; Nematoda; Chromadorea; Rhabditida; Dracunculidae. The record is from the annotation of a GenBank genome assembly.
AUGAUGCACUGCUCAUUGGUGGAUCGCGAGUAUAAGCGAUACAUUCUCAAGGAUAAUAGCGAUUUGUGCUACUUAAGGCAUGCAAGUGGUGUUGUUGUUGUAACAUUAAACAAGAAUCAUGAAGCUUUUGAGAAAGGCGUCAAAUCAGUAGAAUGGCAAACAAAAAACAGUAAGGGAGUCGAUCGAAGCAAAAACAAGGUUCGAGGAAGGUCGAAGAAGGGCGGGUUAAUUUUGCAUCCAGAUACGAAACUGUGUGCAAUACGUUGUAUUGACGAUUCAGUAUAUACAUUACGAGCUGGUAUACGAGCCUUAUUAAUCGAAGUGAAUGAUCGUUUAAGGCACACACCAAAUCUUAUUUGUAGUUCACCAGAAAAUCGUGGUUUUAUCGCAAUUCUUAUGCCACUUUCAAAUGAAAAAAACAGUGCGUUAAUUGAAUUGUAA